Messenger RNA from Moneuplotes crassus, 1267 nucleotides. Lineage: Eukaryota; Ciliophora; Spirotrichea; Euplotida; Euplotidae. The record is from the annotation of a GenBank genome assembly.
AUGUCACAGGGCUUAACAACUCAGGAUGAUGAGUAUCAAAUCAGGGAUCUGAGACUCCCAGAUCCCAUUUUGGGGAAUGCAGUAAGCCAGGAGGCAAGACAUUGUGGGAAUGGAUGUGAUGAGCAUGACAAAUGGCAAGGCAGACAGGCCAAUGAAGGGUCUCAAGGAUGUCAUGCUAAAUAUGAGGAAGCUAGCAAACAGAAAUGAAACUUAGUAAAAGAUUCAGAAGAAUCUGAUAAUAUCUCAUCGAAAUGUUGCACUCAAGAUCAUAGCGUUGUUGAGAAAUUAACUCAGAGCAAUAGAAAGAUAGAGCAACUCAGAAAAGAAAACUCUGAUUUAAAGAAGAGCUUACUUAAAAUACAGAAGAACUACCAAUAUGCUCAGGAGUCUUUUCGUCAGAGAGACAAGCAUCUAAAGGAAGCAGAGAAGAUGAUUCAGAACAGUAACAAAGGCCAAUUAGUAGCAGAGUGUGUUCGAUUGAAGAGGACUAUUAAAGACUUGACUGAAGAAGUUGAGAAUUUCAGCAUCUUAAACGAAAAGUUAUUUGAUGAUCUAAAGACACAAGAUUUUUUCCAAAAAUACCAUGAACUAUCCGAAAAAUAUUGCCAGAUUCAGAAGGAAAAUGAGAGACUGAUCGAUCUGAAAAUUACAAAGCUCUGUGUGGGCUUUUCGAAGACAAGGAGCUCCUUUGGAGUUUAUGAUAGUUCUGAUUUUUUCAAUACUAAUUCACAAGGACGAAAUAAAGCUCAGCAAGAUUUGAAUCAAGAGGAGUACAGCAGUUAUUUCUCUCCUUCUCAGCCUAAGAUAAAAAGUAAAAAGGUUCCAAGCAAGGGUCCAGAGGGUAAUCAAAGUGAUACCCAGCUUCUUACAAGCUCGAGAGAUAAAAGAAUUCUGGCUAAGAAGAAAAGGAUGCCUUUGAAAAGAAACUGAAAUAUACAACCAUUUGGACUAUCAACAGCAGCUUCCAAAACCCCCAAAAAUAAGGAGCGCUCUAUGUGAAUUGCAGAAAUCAUGAAGAGCCUUAACUCAACCCAGUUGACCACUGCCAACAUCUCAGAAGAUGCAUGUGGUAAACUAACAAAGCAUGAUAGUGUCCCUCAUCAGGACAAAAUUAUUUCCAAAGGGAAUAAAAGCCCAAGCAAGACACUGGUGGUACUAAACCCAAAGAAGGGGUCUAAGCGACUAAGUAUUCCGGUUACGUCAAGAUCGAAGUACCUGACAAGUCUCAAGCUGAGAAAGCAUUAGGUGAAGCAUGAAUUGGAUGACC